Molecule: messenger RNA, 987 nt
Organism: Coccidioides immitis RS
Lineage: Eukaryota; Fungi; Ascomycota; Eurotiomycetes; Onygenales; Onygenaceae
Product: chaperone EMC4
Exons: 3
Coding region: 255-818 (187 amino acids)
Biological process (GO): protein folding in endoplasmic reticulum
Cellular component (GO): EMC complex
Source: RefSeq, a predicted model, not a curated record
UUUGAUUCCCGAUCCAAUUCGGUGUGGACGGUGAGACAAUAGGAACAGAGCGAGCAGCUGGUUUGAGACGGAACCUUCAAGUGACAAAGGGGCCCCGGCGCAGUCCAGAUCGAAAACAUCACCACCUCACCAACUCGUGGCCACACGCGACAACCGGCAACCCCAGCUCACGGCUAUCGAUCCUACCUAACACGUUACCCUCCUAUACAUUUGCACGAAGAAUCUGCGAAACGUUUAUUCCCCGAGCGACCACCAUGGUUCCACCUGUAUCCCUACCUCCGUGGGCUAUCGACAUGAAGUCACCGCCUCCACCACCAUCAAAAGCGAACAUCCCGAAUCCGCCAGGCUACUCGUCCUCACCACGAUCCAGCUCAAAACAACCCAAAUCCCCCCAGCAAUCUUCGACGUCGUCUAGCAUUUCCGCACAGAAAUCCCGUGAAACCGACGCUCUCAAGCUCAAGAAGGCGUGGGAGAUUGCCUUUGCACCAGCAAAGCAAUUACCUAUGAACGCAAUAAUGAUGUACAUGUCUGGGAACAGUCUACAGAUUUUUAGCAUUAUGAUGGUCUUCAUGCUAUUCAAGGGACCUAUCCAAGGUCUGAUAGCGACAAAUUCCGCCUUUGCCAAAUUUGAGGCGGAAGGGAUUAAGGCGCAAUUGAUUGGAGUGAAGAUAGUAUAUGUUCUGAUGCAACUUAUGCUAUUGGCGUUGGGCGUGUGGAAGGUCAAUGCGAUGGGUUUGUUACCGACUACGAGGUCAGACUGGCUUGCUUGGGAGACGGAAAGGGUCCCCCUAGAAAGGGCGUAUUUUGCAUUUAGAUAAGAAAGGAACACGAAAUAUUUCUCCGUGAGAACCAUAAACGUGGUUAUUUUUGGCCAGCCGCUAUGAUAUUUGAGCAUAACAUUUCUGGGUUCCUGGAUUAUAUCACCCAAGCAAACUGUCUCCCAUAGGAUAAACAGCUUCCCCGAGCGUCAAUUCUCUGCUUUACCAG